Cavia porcellus (domestic guinea pig) is the source of this 9632-nucleotide messenger RNA. It is a transcript of the gene Homer1, whose product is annotated as homer scaffold protein 1. Bases 120 to 725 code for a protein of 201 amino acids. The transcript has 6 exons. NCBI's taxonomy places the organism in Eukaryota, Metazoa, Chordata, Mammalia, Rodentia, Caviidae. The record is from RefSeq and is a predicted model, not a curated record. Gene Ontology annotation, cellular component: dendrite; cytoplasm; postsynaptic density. Gene Ontology annotation, molecular function: G protein-coupled glutamate receptor binding. Gene Ontology annotation, biological process: G protein-coupled glutamate receptor signaling pathway; regulation of store-operated calcium entry.
AUGUUACUGCCUUUGAAGUUUGUGGUCUAAAAAAUUCAUACCCAGUGACAGCCAAUAGCAGAAACAGUGGAGGAAAAUACAACAAACAGUAAAGCUGAGCCCAAACUGACCAAAUAACCAUGAGGAGAGAAAAAACUCUUGUGGACAAGGAACAACCUAUCUUCAGCACUCGAGCUCACGUCUUCCAGAUUGACCCAAACACAAAGAAGAACUGGGUACCCACCAGCAAGCAUGCAGUUACUGUGUCUUAUUUUUAUGACAGCACAAGAAAUGUGUAUAGGAUAAUCAGUUUAGAUGGCUCAAAGGCAAUAAUAAAUAGCACUAUCACCCCAAACAUGACAUUUACUAAAACAUCUCAGAAGUUUGGCCAGUGGGCGGAUAGCCGGGCAAACACUGUUUAUGGCCUGGGAUUCUCCUCUGAACAUCAUCUUUCAAAAUUUGCAGAAAAGUUUCAGGAAUUUAAAGAAGCUGCUCGGCUAGCAAAGGAGAAAUCGCAGGAGAAGAUGGAACUUACCAGUACACCUUCACAGGAAUCGGCAGGCGGAGAUCUUCAGUCCCCUUUAACACCAGAAAGUAUCAAUGGGACAGAUGAUGAGAGAACACCUGAUGUGACCCAGAACGCAGAGCCAAGGGCUGAGCCAGCUCAGAACGCAUUGCCAUUUUCACAUAGGGCUCGAACCCAGGACUGCCUGCUUGCAAGGCAGGUGCUUAUGCUGCUGAGCUAAAUCCCCAGCCCCUGUACUGAUAAAUUUUGAUAGCAAUUUGAUUACUGUAAUGGAAAAUAGGCUCUUUUAAACACUGAAUAUAUUUCAAUUUUUCUAAUGUUUAGAUUAUGUAUUCUCAUGAUGCUGCUAGCUUUUAUAGAUUUUAAAGAUACUUUAUCUUUUACAGGAGAUAUUUCUGCCAUUUCAUGUGUUUGUGUUUUCUUUUUUUUUUUUUUUAAUUUUAUUUAAGGAGAAAAAACAAAAAAAAAAAGAAAAAGGGUACAAGUUAUACAGAAUUUCAGAAAAAAUAAACAGAAGGAAAUCACUAGUUAAUUGCAUAUUGUCAUCUUAGAAAUUGUUGAAGUUACAAAAUUAAAGCAUAUAGAGGGGACUUUCAAACAGUGAGACUGCAAACAGUUUUGUUCAAUAAUCCAACAAAAUUCAGUAAUAUGGUUAUCUAUCUUAUACACUUAAAUAUAUAUGCAUUAUAUCUUUUAGAGAACUUUCUUUUCCUUUCUUUUGUACAAUGACAAUUACACAUUUUGGGUUUUAUUACUCCCACAGUUCUUAUUACUUUUUUUUUGAAGAAAGUAAAACCAAAUGUGACAUACCAGGACAGAGUCAGUCAAAUCAAAAGGAUGGACAUAAUACAUAAUGUAAAAACAAAAUACAAGGUCAUCAACAAUGGUUACCAUAAUGCCUCAUUAUCUUAAAAAGAAUUGCCUAUAUCAUCAGUUAUAAUAAAAUUAAACAAAACAAUAAAGAAUAAGACAAAUAAAACCAAAACAUUGGAGACAUUAGAGGACUUCAAAAGAAGAUAAUAAUCAACCAGAAUGGGCAUCACAAUGGAUCUUAUUGUCUUCAUAGUUCUGCCUAGACUUUCAAACUUAGUACUGUCUAGCAUAACAGAAUAGAGGAAAAUCAGUCAAAACAAGAUGGUGAGAGCAAUACAGAAUUUCAAAUCAAGUUAAUAGAAAAUCAAAGUGGGUUACAAUAAUUAUUCUGCUAUUUUUUAUUUAUUUUUCCCUUAGUUAAAAGGAUAAAAAUAAAAAAGUAAAUAAUAAAAUGGAGAUUGAGAUAAAAGAGGGCAUAACAACAAAACAGCGCAGAUCAAAACAUAACUAUUUAAACAAAAUAGUGUUUCACCACAAGAUAAUCCCAACAUAAAAGUAGUUACCGUAUUGUAUCUUUCCUUGAAAUCUUUGAGUAUAACUUCGUAUACUGUAGCAUCAAACAUAUCAAGACAAUGUAAAACCAUUCAAGAGAGUGACAGUAUUACAGGGUAUUUAGAAUCAACUAACAGAAAAUCAACAAUGGUUUCUGUAUAAUCUCCUUGUCUAUAAAAGUUUUUGUUUAUAUUAUCACUUAUAAUAAAAUCCAAUAAGAUACAACACGUUAAAACCGAUGGAGACAGAAGAACAAAAGCUUGAUGGGACUCCAAAACAAGAGGAUAUUAAAUCAGCACUAGCUAUUAUGAUGUCUUGUUUUCUCCAAAAUGGCUGUUCAUACCAUCCAACCUUCUCUGCCUCAUUUCUGUUGAGCUUUUUUUCUGUCACUAGUUGUCAGUUUGUCCUCUUCAUUUCACUUUCUGCUCCAUUCAUUGUGGCUGCUCGGCCACUGUUUCUGGAAUCUUGGUAUUUUUCAUUUUUAGAAUAUCCUGCAAUAAUCUCUGUAGAGUUGAAUUGCUGGUUGCAAAUUCCCCUAGUUCCUCUUUAUCCUGGAAGCACCUUGUUUUUCCAUCAAUUUCUGGGGACAGUUGUGCAGGAUAUAUCAAUCUUGGCUGGAGGUUAUUAUCUUUCAAAGCUUGAAUUAUUUACCCCCAUGCUCUUCAUGAUUUGAUGGUUUGUGCCAAGAAGUCUACUGUAAUUCUGAUGGGUGUUCCCUUGUAAGUGAUCUGUUUCUUGUCUCUGAUGGCUUUUAAUAUUCUGUUCUUAUAUUGGAUUUCUGGAAUUUUGAUUAUUCUAUGCCUGGGUGUAGCUCUGUUUGUGUUGUAGGUGGCUGGGGUCCUGUAUGCCUCAUACAUCUGAGUAUCUUUAUCUUUUGCUAAAUUAGGGAAAUUCUCCUGGAUUAUUUCUGUGAAUAACUUUUGUAGUUCAUUUGUUUGAGUCCCUACUUCUUCUUUUAUGUUCUUAAUUCUUAAGUUAUAGAUCCUCUUGUCAUCUUCUAGUCUUUGUAUUAUUGCUGUUUGUCUUGUUAUUUUUAAGAAAUUUUUCAUUUCAUGCUCCCACCUUACAAAUCUGUCCUCCAGUUCUGAUAAUCUAUCCUUAGUUUCUUUCAAGCUGUUAUGCCAGCUUUCAAUAGAGUUUUUAGUUUCCUGGUAAUCUCUGUGAACCUGCUUCAUGUAUUCUAUGUUUUCUUUAUUUUCUCCAUCAAACAAUUCUCCCCUUUUUUUCUGUUCUUCCAUUCCACCAUCUGUUUUUUCUUGGGUGGUGCUUAGCAUUUCUCUAAUUAUUCUACUUAUUUCUUGCUUUAUUUCAUUAAAUACUUCAUUUUUGAACUCGUCUAUGGGGCUCCGGAGAUAUCGUUUUAUAUGUAUAGGUGCCGUGUCUGAUAUUGCAUGUUUUCUGUCUUCAUUCUCUUUUGCUUUUACCUUUCCUGGAUCAGUGUUCUCAGGAUUGGGGACUGAAGAGCCUUUCUUGUUGCUCCCUUUCCCCAUACUUUUGUUCCUUCCAUACAAGUGUAUGUAGGAGGCUCAGUUUGUUUUUGUUUUUUUUUCUCUUUGUCUGUGGCAGUUUGUUUGAAUCUGCUGGCUAAGUGUUCCCGCCCACUGCAGUGUACUAGGGAGACACAGACCUGGGCAGCCUCUGCUGGGCCCAUCCCUCCAGAUCAACCUAGUGAAGGCUUCACUGCUAGAGUGCACCGCCAGGCGCAGGGACCUGGUUUGGGCUAGCCUACAGGAUCUUAGUCCACGGCUUCACCAGGCCAAGCGCUCUCCACCACUCCCACUUGAGAGGGGAACAUGCAACUAAAGUCACUGCAGGGCUGUGUUCCGGCUAGUCUGCCCGUUCCCAGAAUGUCCUCUGUUGGAGCCUCCUAGUCUAUGAAAGGGUCCCCAUUUCACUCACUGCAGGUCGAGCCAAUCCCGCUCUCAACGCUGUUUGGGCCGAUUCCCACUCUCAGAGCUUUGGUGCGCCUCUCUCCCUGCCGUGCAGAUUGGGAUGCAGUAUUGGCAGCAGGACAUUCAAAUCGCAGCUUCCUAUGGCGCAGGAUCCAGCUUCCGCACUGAGAUUUUAUCUGUUCCUGUUAUAGCAUCAGUAUUGCAUUUCCAGUUGGUUUCUCUCAGCUUACUUUGUUCCUUGGGUCGGCAGGGUACCAUCUCCCCUCAUGUGGGACUCCUCACACGGCCCUGCUCCUGGAUUCUAAGAUGGUAAUCUCAGAGAGCCUCCGUGUGGCUGCUGUUAUUUGUCUGCCAUGUUCUCCCGGAAGUCCUGUGUUUGUGUUUUCAACAGGUAGUCUUUUAAGGAAGUAUGUACAAAUCUUUUUAUUAGUAAAUUGAUAUUACUUUAAAUGAGCGUAAUUACAAUUUCAUAAAAGGUUAUAAGGUUUUUUUUAUUCACUCAAUUUGUAUUAUCAAAAUUUCAUUAUCAAAGUUUUAGAAAGCCACUAUAUACUUUAAAAAAAAAAAAACUGUGAUCAGGGACUGGGGAUAUAGCUCAGUGGCACUGUGCCUGCCUGGCAAGUGCAAGUGGAUUUGAUCCCUGGUAAAAGAAAAGAAAAGUCCAUGAUCAGGAAUUUUGGUACAAUUCAAAAAUUAAUUUUCACUGGAAAUUUUAACUUAAAACUUAAAAUAUAUAAAAUAUUUGUAAUUUUUAAACUAAAUUAAAAUACCUAAAAAGUAUUUACCUUGAAUUAAGUUUGUACCUAUUUGAAGAUGACAGGGGAAAAAUGAAUAGCUCUUACAAGCGCUAAAGAAGUACUACACUCUACAUUGUCGUAUUUUGUCUCCCUCUUUCGUGGAUACAAAAUAAAACUUAGAAGAUUGUACUUACGAAGUAAAGUGAAAAUAAUUUCUGUAGAUAACUUUUGUUUGGAUAAAACUUUGUGUAUAAAACUAGGAAUUGAUUUCACAGGAUAUUUAUUGUUAGUAUAAUUGCAGGAGAAAAACUAAGCUGUGGAAUUUUUCUUAAGCAUUAUAGUCCCAAUUGGCUUAAAUAUUAUUGCUCUAACUUCAGACCUCAAAAUUAAGUUAACUUUUCAAAAGUAAUUGAAGGCAAAGACAGUUUUUGAGUCUUGGAGACAAUUUAGAGAUUUUGGAAUUUUUUUAAACAUAAUUGUAAGUAGGUGACAUUUUAUAAGAAAUGCUGUGGUCAUAUAAUUAACAUAUAUGUCGUAUACAUAUAUAUUUGUACAUAUGUCUUUACAUCUUAUACAUAAGUAUUUAGUACAUGCCUUUAUUUCCUUCUAAAAUCUUUUAAAGAUUAUAAGGGAAAUGUUAAGUUUUGCUAAAGCAUUUUUUCAGUCAUUAUCAGGUGCUAUACGUUUUUUACAAAAAGAAAAAUACAUACUCAUUUUUCACUUAAGAAAAUAUUAAGCAUUUCUAGUGGGAAUUAGUCUACUGUCAUUAUUAUUCAUGAGAAGAAUGUUCAUCUGUCUCCAAGUACCUGCCAGCCUCCUUUUUUUUUUUUUUUUCGGUACGGGGUAUUGAACACACAGUCUUGCACUUGCCAAGCAGGUGCUUAUGCUGCUGAGGUAAAUCUCUAGCCCCCAGCUUCCAUUUUUAAAUUGCCUAACUGGAAUUAGUGGUCAAUUGCCAGCAAUGAGAUUGAAUGUAGAUUGAUUAUAAUCUCUUCUAGUAGAGGGAUUUUAAAAAUUCCUUUUUUCUCUUUUCGUUCAUAACAGACCACAGUGGGGAUUCCAUUAGAAGGGGAGCAUGUGAUACAAAGGGUUCAGCCCUAUAUAGGGAAAAAUGCUUUUCCUUUGAACUGGGCUUGUCCGUCUUUCCUCUUGGCCUAGUAGUAAGGGCUAAGAUCAAGGUGUGAACAUAACCUGAGACUAGGCAAGCUGCAAAUGUGUCAAAUGUAUGAUAGUUAGGUCUGGAGUAAAGUGCACUUAUGCAGAGUUCAUCUAAAUAUACUAAAGUUUUUGAAAAAUGAGACCGGGAGAUGAAGAGUAGAUGACUUGACCUUUCUGUUUUCCAUUCUAGAUCUUACAGAGAAAUGUUUAAAUGAAGAUUGGGGUUAGGUAUUUCUUUUGGGGGACAAUAUACUGAACUCAUAUUUCAUACAGAAAUAAGCUGACAGUUCAUUGAAGUGUAUUGCAAGUAGUCAUUCUUCAAUUACUACCUUACUUACAGAGUAUGUAAAAGACAUAGAUAUGACUGUGCAACUGCAAUAACUGUCCAUCAUGCUUUUAUUUGUAUCAGUUUACCAUUUUCUAUCCAUAGUUUAGGUUGGUCAUAUAGCCAGUGUUGAUCAAAUCAUUAAUUUUUAUGACCCUGCCCUGAGUUGAAGUCUAAAAGGAAGUGUUUGAACUUCAGAAAUAGAGAGUACUUUGGUUAUUAUGUAAUCAGUCACUUCAUUUUGGAAGUGUAGGAGAAAAUCCAGAGAAGAAUGUUGUUCAGUAACAUUUGCUAAUGGCUAAAUUAGAGCAUUCUGCAGAAAUACUGAUCAUUAGACUAUGCUGGUUGAAGCAGCUCUUUCUCUACUAAACUCAAAGAAACUGUGUUCUGUAUCACUUCAGAUACUUAUCAUCCUGAUUUUUAUCAUUGUUCACAUUUGCUAUUCCUUGUUAAACUCCUAUACUAGAUUUUCAGCUUCUGUACUAAGUAUUAUUAUUUACUUUUCCUGGUAUCUCAUAUAGUUUGUAGCCACUUUAGAUCUGUAUUCAUUAAUACAUUUUUAAGCAAAUAAAUGUAUUUAUUUAUUAUACAUAUAAUAAAUACAUAUUACAUAAUAUGAUAUAAUAUUGGUUGGCCCAAUUUGAAAAUUAGCAUUGAAAUAUAUCGCAUUGGGCUGGGAAUACAGCUCAGCAGUGUAAGAACCUGCCUAGCAAGCAAAAGGUCAUAAGUUUAAUUCUCAGUACUACCUCCCCCCAGAAUAUCAAAUAGUGGGAAAUACUAUCAGUAAAACCUUGGUUUGGGAGCAUAAUUUAUUCUGGAAACAUGCUUGUAAUCCAAAGCACUUGUAUAUCAAAGUGAAUUUUCUCAUAAGAAAUAAUGAAAACUCAGAUUAUUUAUUCCACAGUCCCAAAAUAUGCAUAUAAAAUGAUUAAAAUACUGUAAAAUAAUACAAUAAAGUACAAAAUAUUCAGAAAAACAAAUUAAGUUGUAGUUACCUUUGAAAACCUUCAUGGCUGAUGUGGGAGACAAAAGAGAGGAGAGUUACUGUGUAGGAUGAUUUUCACUGUAACUAACAGAAUCACUGAUACCUACCAGCUCAGUGGAAUCCUUUUCUUUUUGUGCAUCUUUAACAAGGAACCUAUCCAGUGAAACUCAUUUGCCUCCUUUUGAGUACAUUGUGGGGAAGUAACAUUGCAUCGUCAAACAGAUUCAUCAUUCACACUGCCACAGCCUUGUUCAAGUAGAGCUUUUCUGCAAAAUUUUUCAUUUUCUCACAUUUUUACACAUUUUCCUAAUCUGAUUUGCAGUGAAGGAUUCCUCUCCUUCUCUGCAGAUGAGAUCUCUUCUAUAACCUUUUACUAUUGGGAGAGGAUCACCCACAAUGCCACAGCAAGAGGUUGGAGGAGCCACUGUCUCAAUUGUGAUCAUGUGACAUUUGGCAUCAGGUUCUACUCAUAUUGCAAGAAUUCUUGUUUAUCAAAUUAAAAUUUAUUAACAAUGUGAAACACUAGCACAGCAAGUUACUUGCAAUCCAAGGUUUUACUGUUUACCAAUUUGAAGAAUAACCAGUUUAAAAUCAUAAUUCUAGGAAGAUCCAGUUAGUUAUUUGUAUUGCAUUUACUGGGUUUUACUUUGUUGUUGUGGUUUUGUUUGUUUUUUGAGACACAGUCUCACUUUGUAGUUCGGGCUGACUUUGAACUCAUUAUGUAGUAGAAGUGACAAGAGUGUAGAUCUGGUUGGAACACAUAAAAACUCUUCUGAAUUGUGAACAUGGAAUAUUUUCCCAUUUAUUUAGUGUUUCUUUCUCUUUUUUUUUUUUGGUACCAGAAAUCAAACUCAGGACCUUGCGCUUGCCAUAUUUAGUGUUUUUUAACUGCUUUCAACCAUGUUAGUUUUCAGAGUACAAUUUGUUUGUUUUCUUUUUAUUUGCAUCUUAUUUUUGAUACUUUUAUAAGUAGAAUUGUUUUCUUAAUUUCAUUAUUAUUUGUUCACCAUUAGUAUUUAGAAAUAUAAUUGAUUUUUUGUAGUGAUCUUGCAUCUUACAAACUCACUUACUUAUUAGUUUUAAUAAUUUUUAAAUGAAUUCCCUAGAAUUUUCUAUAUACAAAAUUAAGUUAUCUGGAAAUAGAUAUAUUUUUACUUCUUUCAUUUUCAGUCCAGAUGUCUUUUACUUUUUAUUGACUAAUUUUUAUGGCUAGAACCUCCAUUACAAAAAUGGAAAAAGUAGACAUCUCUGUCUUAUUUCUAGUCUUAUAGGGAAGAUAUUCAGACUCUGACUGUUAAGUAUGUUAGUUAUGUACUUUUCAUAGAUCCUUUUUAUCUAAAUAAACAAGUUUUUUGUAUUCAUAUUUUUUUAGCAUUGAGUUUAUGGUUAUUGGUUACUGAUUUCUUCCCUCACAUCUUUCCCUGAAACACAUGCUGGGGCUUUACAAUUUUAUUAUGCAUUGGCAUAUUUAGCAGUAUGCUUGCCAGUGUUUAAUUCUGAAAAGGUAAUUGAUUAUUUAUUGAGAAAAGGGGAACUGGACUGAGAGAAAGACAUUUAAUUAAAAUGUUUUUUAAUUAAAUGUGUUUUAAUAUUUAAAAUGUCUUUUAAUAAAAAGACAUUUAUUAAAAUGUCUUUUUUUUUUUUGUACCAGGAAUCAAAGUUCAGGACCAUGUGCUUUCCAGGCAGGCACUAUGCCACUGAGCUAUAUACCUGUUCCUACGUUUUAAAAGAACUUUUCUGUGUAAAAGUUGAAGAAGUUCUUCUGUGUAAGAAGCCCGGCUUCUUAACUUUUUGUCUGUGUAAAUAUGUGAAGUUUCUCUAAUGGAGAACAGGGUAGAAUGUGUUUUCUGCCUGAAAUUUGAAAGAGGCAUUAUUCCGGGGUUUGGCUCAGUGGCAUAAGCACCUGCAUAGCAAACACGAGGUUAUGAGUUUAAUCCUGGUACCAGAAAACAAAACAAAAAAAAAAAAGAACUGAAAGAAAGAAAGAAACAUUUUUUAAAACUAGAGUUUUUGAGAGUUUUGUUUUUGUUUUUGUAGUAUUGGGAAUUGAACCCAGGGACUUCAUACUGAGCUAUAUAUCCAAGUUCUUUUUUAUUUUAUGUUUUGAGACAGUGUCCAAUGACUAUGGCAUGUUCUCAUUAAGCAACAACAAAAAAAGUAUACUAAAAGUCAUCCAUUUCAGAUAACUGAUUUCUGCUGCAACUAUCAGCCUAGGAAGACUCAUCUUUUUUUUUUCUUAUUGCACUAUGAGAAUGCCAGGUGAUGAUUGUUUUAAAUGAUCAAUUAUGUGAUCAGUACCUGUUUUGUGUCAAUAGUAUUCUACCAACUUUGUCAGAAUGGGUUGUGUUUCCGAAUGCCUGUAGUUAAAAAGAAUAUUCAAUAUACUUGCAUAAUAACCUUCAAGAAAUAAUAAGGAUGCUCUAAUCAUGUCAUAGGGCAUUUAAAAGGCCUUAGUCACUAAUAAAUUAAUCCAGUUGUUUUUAAUUUCAUUUACUGAGGGCACCAAAAAAGUUUGGUUUUUGUUUAUUUUGAACAUUAAACAUUCUCAACACUUAGUAUGAAAUCUUAAUCAUGGUUAUGAAGGUUGAUUUCAUUAAUAGCUGCACUGGUAUCUGUUACACAUUAAUGGAACUGCCUGUUAAUAAAUGGUAUCUGUGAAAAAAUA